Adineta steineri is the source of this 882-nucleotide messenger RNA. NCBI's taxonomy places the organism in Eukaryota, Metazoa, Rotifera, Eurotatoria, Adinetida, Adinetidae. The record is from the annotation of a GenBank genome assembly.
AUGGAAGAACAACAACGUUUACAUGCAUUUUCUUCACAUAUACAACAUUAUUCACCAAUGGAUUAUCAUCGAUUUCAAUCCACAUACCCAAUACGUCCUUAUCAUCAUCCUACAGGUACAUAUUCAAAUCAAUCUGAUUGUUGGUUCCCACAACCAUCACAUCCUACAGCACCACCAACAUCAAAUUCAAAAUAUGAUCCAACAUUUGAUUAUCAUUCUCAUCCUUAUGUUACUUAUAAUCCUCAACAAACAAAUCCAACAACUGAUCUUGAUUAUAAAUCAAAUACAUCAGCAUCAACUAAAGCUACCGUAGCUGCUUAUUUUAAUUUUAAUUUCAAUUGCGAACAAGCUCAUAAUCAUCAUCAUCAUUUAUUUGCAGACAAUCCUUCAAUAGGAGGAGGACCAACAACACCAUCAUCAUCUCAAUUAAUUUCUCCAAAUAGUUAUAAACAACAAAUAAAUAAAAAUGAUUUAUCAUCAACAAUACGAUUAAGUCCAAAAGCUUCAUCUUCUGGUGCGUCAUCAUCAAAUGAAUCUUUAUCGAUGAAUAAUGGUAUAAGUCCAGCUCAAUCAGUUCCUGUCAAUUCAAAACCACGUAAAGAACGUACAGCUUUUACAAAAAAUCAAAUACGUGAAUUAGAACGUGAAUUUUUAAAACAUAAUUAUUUAACACGUUUACGUCGUUAUGAAAUAGCUGUUGCACUUAGUUUAACCGAACGACAAGUGAAAGUAUGGUUUCAAAAUCGUCGUAUGAAAUUUAAACGUGUUCGUGGUGCUGUUUUAGCUAAAGUUGAUAAAGUUAAUCAAAAAACAUGUUACCAUUCAAAUAAUGAAGAACAAGAUGGAGAUUCUGAAGAUGAUGAAAGCAUUGCUAGCCACUAG